Molecule: messenger RNA, 1426 nt
Organism: Chara braunii
Lineage: Eukaryota; Viridiplantae; Streptophyta; Charophyceae; Charales; Characeae
Source: the annotation of a GenBank genome assembly
CGAAAGGAGGAGGAGGAGGAGGAGAGAAGAAGAAUAAGACGAGAGGAGGAGUAGGAGGAGGAGGAGGACCUGCCGGUAGUGUAUGGGGCCGACGAAAAAAAAAAAAAAGAGGAUGAUGGAGGAGGGCGAGGAGGAGGAGGAGGAGGAGAGAAGGGGAAGACGAAAGUGGGUGGUGGAGGAGGAGAGGAGAAGAAGAGGAGAGGAGGAGGAGGAGGACGAGGAUGAGAGGACAAGAGGAAAGGAGGAGGAGGAGAAGGAGAGAAAAAUAAGAAGUUGAGAGGGAGGAGGAGGAGGAGGAGGAGGAGGAGGACCUGGCGCGGAAAAAAAAAAAAAAAAAAGACGAGGAGGAAGAGAAGAAGGAGAGAAGGAGAAGACAAAAGUAGGUGGAGGAGGAGGAGGAGGACAAUAAAGAAAACCAAUGAAAUCGGGACGAGGAGGAGGAGGAGGAGGAGGAGAGAAGGAGACGAAAGGAGGAGGAGAAGAAAGCAGGAAGAGGAGAGAAGAAAACAAAAGGAGGAGGAGGAGGAGGAGGAGGAGGAGAAGAAAGGAGGAGGAGGAGGAGGAGGAGAGAAGAAGAAGACAGGAGGACGAGGAGGAGAAGAAAGGAGGAAGAGGAGAGAAGACGAAAGAAGGAGGAGGAGGUGGAGGACGAGGAGGAGAGAAGAAGACGAAAGGAGGAGGAGGAGGAGGAGGAGAGAAGAAGACGAAAGGAGGAGGAGGAGGAGGAGGAGGAGAAAAAAAGGUGAAAGGAGGAGGAGGAGGAGGAGGAGGAGGAGAGGAGAAGAUGAAUAGGAAAGGAGGAGGAGGAGGAGACGAAGAAGAAGAAGAAGAAGAAGAAGGAAAGAGGUGGAGGAGGCUUCACCACAAUGGGGACAGCAGCUUCACUGGCAGCGACGACGGGGAGGGCUUCUCAACGGGGAGCAAUGAUGAGCAGCUCGACGAGGAGGAGCAGCGACGACGGGCGGGCUUCGUGACGGCAGUGAUGACGGGAGGCUUCGUAAUGGCAGCAACGACGGGCUUCGCAACGGGGAAUACCACGUUCGAAUUCGAACGCGGCGUCGUAGCCCGCCAGAAGAAGACCUUCCCCCGCCCCCUAAAACUAGUUGUAGAUUAAAAAAAAAAAAAAAAAUUGUGUUGCUGGAGGCCGGGGAGGCGACCACUAGCCGAAAAUGGCCUCCUCUCCCCCCCCCCCAUUGCACCGGGCUCGCCCAACCCUAAACCGGGGGACCCAACCGGCCGGGUCGCCCGGGACCCUUGCCGGACGAUGGCCAGGCCACCGGACGGCCGGGUUUUUAACGCAGGUUUAAACCCUUUUAAACUCUUUCAAACCGUAGACCCUCCCUGAACCUGUGCACUCGCCACACUCAAUCCCCCAAGCCUAGCGUCAUGCACUGAGAUGCAAUCCUAAUCAAUGCAAUGCAGCAUG